Lachancea mirantina is the source of this 4863-nucleotide messenger RNA. The record is from the annotation of a GenBank genome assembly. Lineage: Eukaryota; Fungi; Ascomycota; Saccharomycetes; Saccharomycetales; Saccharomycetaceae.
AUGGAGCUCAUACAAGGCUUCAUUCAGCCGCCGAAAGCUCAAUCAGUCGAUGAAACUAUUCCAACCCUUUGCGACAGAGUGGAAAAUGCGACAUUGAUAAGUGAUCGGCGCUCUGCCGUUCUGGGUUUAAAGGCAUUCAGUCGGGACUACCGUGAAACUGUAAUUGCUCUAGGGCUUAAACCGCUUAUAAACGUUCUUAAGAUGGAUUAUAUGGAUGACGAUAUGGUUAAAGCGAUUAUGGAAACGCUGCUUAUUUUGUUCAUACGAGGCGAGGGCCAGGCGGAUCUAACACGCAAUUGGAUCGCGUUGCAAUCAAGAGUGCAGAACGGUAAGUAUCCAUCGCCGCUUCUCAUGAAGCAAGAACAUGAACGCGUGGAUCAUCUGUCCCUGUGGAUUGCUGACUUUUUAACGCAAUCAGAAGAAAUAAUACAUUUAUUUCUCAAAUUCUUAGAAAUCGACAGUUUCCACAUUCAGCUGUACGCAAUUCAAAUUUUGGAAGCAGUCGUGGCAACGAGACCGAUUAGGGCUCGCGAAGCUAUAAUAUCACAACCAGUUGGGAUUUCGACACUGGUGUCAAUGCUUGACAAUGCACACGAACCAGUGCGCGACGAGGCGAUUUUGCUACUGAUGGCUGUUGUGAACGACAACAAUCAUAUACAGAAGUUACUUGCAUUCCAGAACAUCUUCGAGAGGCUAUUUGCCAUAGUUGAAGAAGAAGGUGGGUUGCGUGGCUCUUUGGUGGUGAGCGAUUGCCUUUCGCUCAUCAUCAAUAUCCUUAAGUACAACUCGUCCAAUCAGGAUCUUUUCCUCGAGGGUCAAAAUCUGUCCCAACUGGCCCGAAUCCUUAACGAACCGCUAGGAGACGACGAGUUCUACUGGAACGAUCAAAGGGUUUUUAAUAUUCAAAACGUGCUCGCCAUCAUUAAAUUGACGGUAGACCCAGAAAGCACCAAGACGCCUCAACAUCAGCAAAUUUUGUUUAAUUCGCAUAUUUUGAUGAUAAUAUUAAGACUCGCUUUCUUUGAAAGCACACCAAAUUCCGUUAGGCCGAUGACUCUUCUUACCGCGGCAGACAUUGUUCGAGACGACAAAGUGAUGCAAGAAAGUCUUCGGACUCUGGAUGUUCCCUACUUUGAUCCUACCUUAAGCAGUGGUGUAUCCGGUACGUCAACUUCCGAAUUCGUUCAACCUCUACCCGAUCUUCUUCUCGGUUGGGCUCUACUCGCCAACUCGGUGCAUACUUUUGAAUUGAGAAAGGCAUCGUUAGAGCUUCUGAAAGCAUAUUUGUACAACAAUCAUGACUUAAAGGAGGGGUUGCUGAAGGCCCAAAUUCAGAACUAUAAGCGCUUGAACGUGCUUGCCGAUGACAAUGUUGGAGCGGAUCUAGACCAGGAUCUCGACGCAACACACCAGAAAAACACUAACGUAUUUCAGACGCUUCUCGAGUACGAUCCGGACAUAAAACUCAAUCCUUACAAGCUUUUUUUCGUGGUAGACCUUUUGCUUUUCAUGUUUAGUGAUGACCGAGAUUUUGGCCUUAGGAAACUAGUUCAAAAUAUUCAAAGUGGAGACCAAGAAGCUGGGGAAGAAGUUUUAUGUUCAAUUCAAACAAUAUGCGAGCUUCUGGUGACAAGCCUGUCCAUGAGCGAUCCUCGCAUAUCCUUCUCAUACUUGUCUCUUCUGAUUUUCUGGCUAUUUGGCGACACAGGGGCUGUCAACGACUUUCUGCUCUCGAAAUCGGUUCUUAACACAUUGAUCACUUAUUCUUCUCAUUUAGAAGAAGGAAAUAUAACGCUCAAGUGUUUGGCUACGAUGUUAUUGGGUGUUGCGUAUGAAUUUUCGUUAGCAGAGUCGUCUAUGCCGCGAGAAAAGCUAUACAACCUUAUGACAAAAAGCAUCGGGAGGGACAACUAUUAUUUUAAAAUCAAAAGGUUGAAAGACGAUCCCCUACUUUUUGCAUCAUCCUAUAAUCAUAAAGAUGAGUCAACGGAAAUCGAUGAAACUGGGCUUCCCAAAGUCUAUUUCAGCAUUUAUUUCCAGCAGCUGGUCAUUGACAACUUCUAUCGGAUCCUGACGGCAAUGAAGAGAAGUCCCGACAUAUGCGCUGCCGUAAAACUCACAUUUGAGGAGUUGGACGACCUUCAAACGAAAAACUCCGCCCUUCAUAAAAAAGAAGCUGAACUCACUGAUACGAUCGCCAUUUUGCAACAAAACUUGAAGGAACUCGCUGAACAAUUUGAAUCAAGUGCGCGCCAAGUGGAAAAGAAUAGAGAGCAAUUCUUAUCCCUAGAAAGAGAAAAGCAUAACUCAGAAGAAAAGCUCGCGCAGAUCACCAAAAAGCACGAAGGUCUUACAGAGGAAAUGAGGCGAGUUAACGCAGAAUUAGAUAGAAAGAAUGACAGCCUAAAAGAUCUUCAAUGUCAAUUAAAUGAGGCCAUAGAUUCUCUUCGUACCACUGAAAAGAACCUUGAGCUUCUGGAGAAGGACAAAACUCAAGCCGAAAGCGGUGUGAACAAACUUACAAGAGAACUCAUGAACUUGUCCAAGGAGCAACAGCGUUUUACUUCUGAAUCACGUAAGACCGAAAAAGAGCUCAGAGAUGCUUCAGGAAAACAAAGUGAAGAGAUUAAAUCACUAAGGGCAGAGCUGUCAAAAAAUCAGAAGAAGCUCAAGGAGUUAGAAGAACUCAAGUCUACAGCAAUCAAGAAAAGUGAACAGCUAGCUCAGGAAAAGCUGACUCUUGAGAAGAAUCUUGACGAAUCGCAUUCCAAAUCAGAAGGGCAGAGCGUUUUAAUUUCAAAACUUACUGAUAAACUAAAAUGGAUAGCAGGUGUUAGGGCAGAAUUGGAGAAAGACCACUCCAAUCUGCUGGAAGAGUUGGCCGUUCUGAAAGCCGAGAACGAGAAAAAAUUUGAUUCACUCAAUUCUGAACUACAAAGCUUAGAAGCACGCUGUAAAGCGCAAGCAGCUGAAAUUCACGCAUUAGAAGGCACAAAAUCCUCUCUGCAAGCUCAACUUGAUGAGAGCCUUGAAAAGCGCCAAGACGAUUCCGACCAACUGAGCAUAUUGCAUCAAGAAGUUUCCGCGCUUUCAUCUAAAUCUAAUGACUUCGAAAAAGUUAAAAAAGUCCUUGACGACAAGGCCUCUUCGCUCGCUUCCGAGAAUGAGGGGCUCAAGAAUAAAAUCAUUGAUCUUCAUAAUGAUAUCGACAAAUCGAAAUCUCGAAUUUCAGAUCUAGAGUCAAAGAUCUCACUACAAGGUCAAGAAAAUCACUUAAAGACUACCGAGCUAUCCGACCUCAAAGCUACUUUGCAAAAACUAAACUCAGAAAAAGCUGAUCAGGAUGAUCUUCGAAAGAAAUUGGCGAAAGAACUUGAUGAUGCCACAAACCUUCAUAAAAAUUUGGAAAGCCAGCUGCAAACCCUUACUCUAGAGAGGGACACUAUUGCAAAUGAGUCCUCAGGUGUGAAGGGACAGCUGUCUAGUUUAAAUUCUGAAAUUGAGUCGACAAGGGAUGAACUUGUUUCCGCCAACGACACCAUCACUGAUUUGACAGCUAAACUGGAUGCAGCGCAGAACACGCUAAGAGAUGCGAAUUCCGAGAUCGCGAAGGAAGAAAGUAAGAGAAAUGAACUCGAACGGCGGGUGGAAGAUGCAAAAACGAAAGCCGAAAAUCAAAAGAAGGUUUAUGAAGCCCUGAAAGCCGAAACUUUGGAAGCUCGCUUGUCCUUAGAGCAAGAUCUGAGUGCUUCUCAGGAAAAGCUUCGAGAGAAGACUAAAGAAUUGGAAAUGGAGAGAAAAUUCAUUACCGAAAAUUCAUCGGACUUGGCUCAGGAAUAUUCAACAAAGGUCUCACUAUUGGAAGGAACACUAAAAUCGCACCAAGACAUCUCUGACAGUGCUGCCAAAGAAUCGAAAGGACGAAUUGUAGACCUAGAGAAGCGCUGCCAAAAGACAUCAGCAGAGAGAGAAAGUCUCAACGAGAAACUAAUACAAUCUGAAAGCAAGGUAGCAGAUAUUAACAAGAAGCUCACCAUCAAUCAAAAAAAACUCGAAGAGGUUGAGGGUCAAUUACAAGCUUUGAAGAAAGAACAUCAAGAAAUCCAAGAAGUCCGCAUCAAAGCGCUGGAACAAAAACAGAAAGAAUCCGAAAGGCUUUCUAAAGAAGUUCAAAGGCUGAAAGACGUGAUUGUAAAUGAAAAGAAAAGUUCUCAAGACCUCAAUGGGGCAUUGGUCACUAAGGACAGGGAGAUUGAAUCUUUGAGGAGAGAAUUGGAAAGUAUUUCCACUCAAUCAAAAGAACAGUCAGAAAAGAAUGAUGUAACUGUACAAAGGUUAGAAAACCAACUUCGAGAAAAUGAUCAAGAAAAAGCUGCUCGAGAAAAUCACGUUAACCAUCUAAGUGGAGAGUUGAAUGAUAGAGACGAGAAGCUGCGAGACUUGGAGGCACAACUACAAAAUUUACGAAGAAGUGCCGCCGCUACUAAACAUUCAGCAAAUCUCAACGAAGAAACUUUAGGUCGGAGUGCCAAAGGUUCUGAUACCUCAAUCGAGCAUACAUUAUUUGAUAAUGAAAGCAUUCAACCAAAGUUUUUUUCACACAACGGCAAAAUUGAACCAGAUAGCCUAGAGAGUAGCAACGAAGACUGUCUUGCCCUAAAAAACAAAGUUCAGAAGCUAUCUGAAGAGAUUGACUACUGGAAACAACAAGCCCAGGGAAAGGGUGAGCUUGAUGAUCUUUUGUUAUUAGUGAGCGAACUGGAUUCCAAAAACAGUCGAUAUAGACAGAAACUUCUAGAUCUUGAUGUGGAGCUCUCAUCCGAAGGUUCUGCGGAAGAGGAAGAUGAUGAAGACGACGAUUAG